CCAUUGUUAUUCUCGCUGAUGGACUCAUUUUCCUCGCCGGAUCCUCCUGUUUCUGUGGAUGCUGAGGAGGAGGGCGGGGCUGUUUUCCGUUGCAGUCCUGCCAGGGAGUGAUGUAGCGGACAGAGAGGGACCGACAGCAGCGGAGAACACGGCAGUAGGCAACGGUUUUUUUUGUAGUAAAAUAAAUCUGUCUAUUUUAGAUGCAAAAUGGAUUUACUGAUUCACCUAAUCUAACGUCAAAAGGUGUCGGUGGCCUCCUUGCAGCCUGACGCAGGGACAUCUCGUUUCUCUCAGCUCAGGAGACAUAUUUUCUUCUGUUUGGCCCCUGCACAGUGCAUUGUAGUGGAGCUCCGUACAGCCCACCAUGGCGUGGCCCUGUAUCAGCAGGGCGUGCUGCAUGGCCCGCUUCUGGAACCAGCUGGAUAAGGCUGACAUUGCGGUGCCUCUGGUUUUCACCAAGUACACGGACGCAUCGGAGCUGCAGCACAUCCAGCUGCAGCCGCCGCUGCACGCGCACCAGGCCCGGGUCACCAUAGAUACGCAGCCGUCUCGCACAACACCUCGCACCAAGCCAGCCGCGCGCCCCCCGCGGAGGUGCGUGUCCGAGGAGCGCGUGUGCAGCUCGGUAAUGCGCGAGGACUUUAAGCACUGGAACGUGCGACCCGAACCGAGCUGUAAACCCAAGAACGAGUACCACGAGCCGGAAACACCGUUCAACAGCGUGACCCAGUACCAGAAGGACUACAAACCCUGGCCUAUCCCCAAAAAGUCCGACCACCCCUGGAUACCUAAGCCCGCCGCCGGGGAGCGUGCUCCGGACAGGCCCCGGCACUCCAAACACCAGGUGGAGGCGGACAGCGGGGUGGAGAAGAGCGCUAUCGCCGACCAGGUGCAGGAGAAGGACUCUUGGUCUCUGCUGGAGACCAAGAAGAAGGCCAGCAAACCGGAGGGGCAGAAGAAAACGGAGGGGCAGAAGAAAGCGGAGGGGCAGAAGAAACCCGAGGGGCAGAAAACUGUGGUCCUGAAGGGGGAUGGGGAGGGCCGGGGGAGGCCGGCGGAUGCUGUGAACAGGCAGAUCCGAGAGGAGAUCACCGGGGACAGCUCCUACACGUGA
Notothenia coriiceps (black rockcod) is the source of this 1114-nucleotide messenger RNA. Its product is annotated as microtubule-associated protein 6 homolog. Bases 365 to 1114 code for a protein of 249 amino acids. Gene Ontology annotation, cellular component: cis-Golgi network; Golgi-associated vesicle; microtubule. Gene Ontology annotation, molecular function: calmodulin binding; microtubule binding. NCBI's taxonomy places the organism in Eukaryota, Metazoa, Chordata, Actinopteri, Perciformes, Nototheniidae. Gene Ontology annotation, biological process: microtubule cytoskeleton organization; cytoskeleton-dependent intracellular transport; regulation of microtubule cytoskeleton organization. The transcript has a single exon. The record is from RefSeq and is a predicted model, not a curated record.